GGCACUUAACGGUGGCGGCUGGUUCUGCGCCGGAUCCGGGAGAGGGCCGGGCGCCAUUGUGCUUCGCUGUUGACUGCUCUUCCUCAGUCAGAGGCCUCGAAGUGCGAGUCGGAGAGAGGCGGUGGGGUCGCUGCGAGCGCGACGCGCCCUGUUCAGCGCCGGCUCCGGAGCAGGGGAAAUCUUAAGAAUGGAGUCUAAACCUUCAAGGAUUCCAAGAAGAAUUUCUGUUCAGCCCUCCAGCUCUUUAAGCGCUAGGAUGAUGUCUGGAAGCAGAGGAAGUAGUUUUAAUGAUGCCUAUCACUCAAGAGAUUCUUCAUUUAGACUGGAUUCUGAGUAUCAGUCUGCAUCAGCAUCUGCAUCACCAUUUCAAUCCACAUGGUAUAGUGAGUCUGAGUUAACUCAGGGAGCACGCUCAAGAUCGCAGAACCAACAACGAGAUCAUGAUUCAAAAAGACCUAAACUUUCCUGUACAAACUGUACAUCUACCUCAGCUGCAAGAAAUGUUGGAAAUGGUUUAAAUACAGUAUCAGAUUCUUCUUGGAGGCAUAGUCAAGUCCCCAGGUCUUCAUCAGUGGUACUUGGGUCGUUUGGAACAGACUUAAUGAGAGAGAGGAGAGAUUUGGAGAGAAGAACGGAUUCCUCUAUUAGUAAUCUUAUGGAUUAUAGUCACCGAAGUGGUGAUUUUACAACUUCAUCAUAUGCUCAAGACAGAGUUCCUUCUUCAUAUUCACAGGGAGCAAGACCAAAAGAGAACUCACUGAGCGCUUUACAGUUGAAUACAUCGUCCGCAAACCACCACCAGUUGCCUUCUGAACAUCAAACCAUACCAAGUUCUAGGGACUACAGCAGAAAUUCUUUUAGGUCACAUUUUUCUUCAAGAGAAUCAGAAUCUCCCCGAAGCAGUACACAGUCUGGAUUUUCUUUUAUUCCAAGCAGAGAUGAAACUCCAACUAUAAGCAGUUCAGAAAGGGUUGGUUCAUCUCAAAGAUCAUUUCAAGAAUCUUCUGACAAUGAAGGUAGGCGUACAACGAGGAGAUUGCUAUCACGUAUAGCUUCUAGUAUGUCAUCUACAUUUUUUUCAAGAAGAUCUAGUCAGGAUUCCUUGAAUACAAGGUCAUUGAGUUCUGAAAACUCUUAUAUGUCUCCAAGAAUUUUGACAACUUCACAAUCUCGUAGUAUUGCAACAUCUACUUCUGAAGUUCCUGAUAAUAGGUCGUCUGAAGCUCCUCAGGGAUUUCGAUUUCUUAGGCGAAGAUGGGGUUUGUCAUCUCUUAGCCAAAAUCAUAGCUCUGAACCAGAUUCAGAAAAUUUUAACCAAGAAUCUGAAGGUAGAAAUACAGGACCGUGGUUAUCUUCCUCAUUUAGAAAUAGAUGUACUCCCUUGUUCUCUAGAAGGAGGCGAGAAGGAAGAGAUGAAUCUUCAAGGAUAUCUACCUCUGAUAUACCAUCUAGGUCUCAUAUUUUUAGGAGAGAAUCAAAUGAAGUAGUUCACCUGGAAGCACAGAAUGAUCCUCUUGGGGCUGCUGGCAACAGACCACAAGCAACUGCAGCAUCGAGCAGUGCUACCACAGGUGGCUCUACAUCAGAUUCUACUCAAAGUGGAAGAAAUACUGGCAUAACAGGGAUUCUUCCUGGUUCUUUAUUCCGAUUUGCAGUCCCUCCGUCACUUGGAAGUAACUUGACUGACAAUGUUAUGAUCACUGUAGAUAUUAUUCCUUCAGGUUGGAAUUCAGCUGAUGGGAAAAGUGAAAAAACUAAAAGUGCAUCUUCCAGAGAUCCAGAAAGACUGCAGAAAAUUAAAGAGAGCCUCCUGUUAGAGGACUCUGAAGAAGAAGAAGGUGACUUAUGUAGAAUUUGUCAGAUGGCAGCUGCAUCAUCAUCUAAUUUACUGAUAGAGCCAUGCAAGUGCACUGGAAGUUUACAGUAUGUCCACCAAGAGUGUAUGAAAAAGUGGUUACAGGCCAAAAUUAACUCCGGUUCUUCAUUAGAGGCCGUAACCACCUGUGAACUCUGUAAAGAAAAGUUGCAGCUUAACCUGGAGGAUUUUGAUAUUCAUGAACUACAUAGAGCUCAUGCAAAUGAACAAGCUGAGUAUGAGUUUAUCAGCUCUGGUCUCUACCUAGUUGUGUUAUUGCACUUGUGUGAACAAAGCUUUUCUGACAUGAUGGGAAAUACUAAUGAACCAAGCACACGUGUCCGAUUUAUUAACCUUGCAAGAACGCUUCAGGCACAUAUGGAAGAUCUCGAAACUUCAGAGGAUGAGUCCGAAGAAGAUGGAGAUCAUAACAGAACAUUUGAUAUUGCCUAACUUCAUAUAAGACAAAUGGAUGGUCUGUGAACAAGUGUUUAUUAUAAGUGGCAAUUAAGUGUGAUUUAAUUUUGUGGGGGAAUGCCUGUUAAAUAUAUUGACUAUAUAAAAUGAAUAUAUCUACACACAUACACAUAUAUAUGUAUGUGCAUGUGUGUAUGUAUAUUUAUUCUCCAGUGUUGCUUAAUUAAAAUCCGCUGGACCUUUUAACAUGGCCAGCAAAUCUGAUGUUUAUAAACUGGUAAUCAAAAGUUUUUUCUUUUAGGCGGGUGGGAAAGUGUUACCCUUGUUUUAAAGAUCUAAACAAUGCCCAUCAGCCCUUUUUUGUGUUUUGAUUACCGUAGUCAUAUUUAUGAAAAAUGGUUCGUGUUAGUCUCUUGCUAGUGAGAAAAGUGGAACAAAACUUGCUUUUGAAAUAAAAUGCCAAAUAGUAUCUAAUUAUUUUUCCAUUUAAAAUGCCUUAAGUUGCAGUCACAUUUUGAUAAUCAUUUUCUUCCAGUGUUUCAGAAAAAAAUUUUUAAAGAAUGGGGAGGUCAUAGAGAGCACUGUAUUAGGUUUCCAAAUUUAAUUUGAAUUCUAAAUUCAUUUAGCAAUAAAAUCUAAUUUUAAAAAAUAUAAUAUGUAAAAAUGAUGGUUAAAUUUUUGUAUUGAUUUGCAAAAUGGAGAUUAUAUUUGUUAGACCAUAGUAUGUAGAUAUUCCUUUUAGGAAUAUUACAGCUGUAAAUUAGAUCCGAAUUGCAGUCAAAUGCUAUUUGGUUAAAAAAAAUUAUUGCAAUCUCACGUUAAUGGAAUAUUUUUAAAUCCCACAUUCAAAGUUUAAAACACUGGUUUUCAAUGUGUUUUUUAGUGUUGUCACUUCUUUAUAGAUAAUAUGAUAUAAAUAACUUGUUUGGAUCCUGGUUGUUUUUAACUGUUCGUUGGUAAUUCUGAACAUUUAUUUAGUGAUUAUUAAUAUUUUUCACUGUCUUCAGAGAACAGAUGAAUAUUACCUAUUCACCAUGAAUGGGCCUACACCAUGGUCAUGAGAUGUGUGUACUUCCGUAACACUGUAUUUCCCCUCUGUCGACACCCUUAAGAAACACUUAAAACACUUUCAGGUGGUUUUAGGAUAAAGUCUAAUGUUAUGGCAGCAAACUACUUUUUCAGAACCUAAAUAGAAACCGUGUUAUUUCUCAAAUGUGAAUGAACAGUUUGCCCACACUUAGUUUGUUGGUCUUAUGUAAAACCCUGGCUUGAAAUAAAGUACAUACUGAUUAAUUUA
Molecule: messenger RNA, 3569 nt
Organism: Lepus europaeus (European hare)
Lineage: Eukaryota; Metazoa; Chordata; Mammalia; Lagomorpha; Leporidae
Gene: MARCHF7
Product: membrane associated ring-CH-type finger 7
Exons: 10
Coding region: 188-2308 (706 amino acids)
Biological process (GO): protein autoubiquitination
Cellular component (GO): nucleus
Molecular function (GO): ubiquitin binding; zinc ion binding; ubiquitin conjugating enzyme binding
Source: RefSeq, a predicted model, not a curated record